Messenger RNA from Pseudo-nitzschia multistriata, 1117 nucleotides. The record is from the annotation of a GenBank genome assembly. NCBI's taxonomy places the organism in Eukaryota, Bacillariophyta, Bacillariophyceae, Bacillariales, Bacillariaceae.
CAUCAAUCAAGCUCAAACCAACGCUCCAUCGCAAAGUCUCUAAAACACAACCGCAACCAAACACAAAAUGACGGAAGAAUCCUCCUCGUCGCCGUCCACGACUGCAGCGACACCAACACCGGCAGGAGCAACUCCUGCGACGACGUGGGAGUUGCCCGCUGGAAUCGAGGACGACAUCGAACAAGGUGCGUGCGUUUUUUCGAGUCCACCAGAACGAGCUGUUUGGAUUGUUCAUAGUCCUUUGUGUACCGCGUUUCAAUGCACAAAGCGAGAGGAGAAAGCGGCACGGCACGACAGGAGGAACGAGAUUGCUUUUCGCACCGUUCUUAUCGCUUCGUACACCACAGGAAUGGAUUUAUUCAUUCCUACUUGGACGAAACCAACGAACCAACCCGCUUACACAACACCGCAUUCUUUUAUUUCUUCUCUCUUUGGUCGCUUUGUGGCAUUCUGAAACCAAACGUUCUGCUUGUUGCAAUCACGGAACAAAUAUGGCCGGUAUGCUUGCUGUACACUACAACCGUAUUCCGGUUUGUUUCGUUCGCGUGUGGACUUUCCAUUUGCAAUUUUUGUGCGGACAACCAAUCCACGAAACAAAACAUGCAUUCCAACGAAAAAACACGCCAACCGCAUCCUCGGUGCCGUCUUCGUUCCGUCGCGCACCGCGACGCUUCCACGUCCGAUCGACCAAAAUGCCACCACGAAUGACACCACGCGCUGUUUGUUGUGUUAGCCCUCAUCAAGACGGCGGCCGGUGCCCUGGCCGGUGGCCUGCUGGGUCUGGUGUUCCUGAGGAGCGGAAAGGGCCGCAGGUCCGCGGCGAUAGCGACCGGGAUCGGGRCCGGCCUCGGAUCGACCUACGAGCGGGUCAAGUUUCGGUACGCCGACGCCACCGCCCAGAAGGAGUAAACAAACAACCGCCGAGUCGAGCCAGCAAACAGCAGGAACCCCUUGGUCCCGCCCGCGAAGCCGACAGGGAGAAACGGAGGAAUGCCAAACGAAACCGCCCGGCGCAACACCGAAGGCAACGAAAACGGGGGCUCGGGCAAUGAAACGGGAACGAAGAAAGCGCUUGGCACGCCAGCGCUUGAUAAUGCAAUAUAACACAGUGCAACGC